CUAAUAUUUAAGCCAACAACACAAAAUUGGAAUUGCAGGACAACACAUCCUCGGAAAAACAAUCAUGACUGCAAUAAUAUCAAACAGAAAGCUGAGCAAGAAAUAGCUAAUUUAAAAUUAGAAAUUGAAAAGCUGAAUCUUAGAAAAAACAAUAUGGAUCUUUUACUAAACUAUUUCAAUUCUAAAAAUACAAAAAAAUCAUCAAAAGGUGUGAAGUUGGAUGAUGAUAGUAAAGUUAUGCAAAUUACAAUUUACUGUAACUAAAUUACUCUUGCAGUAACUCUGUAGUAAUUUCAUUAUAAUUUAUUUAAAUUAACGCAAUUGUAACAAAAUUACUUUUAAUAAGUCAUUUAACCAACACUGCUAGUAGGUACACAAAAAGUAUUUCUCUGAAUUAAUUUUUUUGUUCAGACUCAAAUUAUUGUAUUUUAUUUAAAAAUAACCUAUGGAUAUUUUAAAAUUCUUGUAAGUCCUUCAAAUAAUAAUUUUUAUUUAAUAAUAUUAUUAUUAACUUUAUUAUUUAAUUUCUUUUCUUCUUUUCUGUUGCUGUUCCGUAUAUCUUUUUUCGUUUAUUUCAAACAGAUAAAUUACAAGUUGCAUAAGACCUGAUAGUAAAAUAAUGUUUUAUAAGCUUAUGUUUGACAUUGUAAUUUUUUUCACAGAGCGGGUAAUUAAU
Messenger RNA from Myzus persicae (green peach aphid), 676 nucleotides. RefSeq lists its product as uncharacterized. The transcript is spliced from 2 exons. The annotation marks the transcript as partial. The record is from RefSeq and is a predicted model, not a curated record. NCBI's taxonomy places the organism in Eukaryota, Metazoa, Arthropoda, Insecta, Hemiptera, Aphididae.